AUGGCGCCAGAAAAAGCCUAUAAAUUGAGAUGGGUUUUAGGCAGAACUCAUCCUGCUAAGGAAACCACUCCUGAGAACACAGAAGAUCCACAAACCUCCACCAUGAAGACCAACGUUUGGAUCCUGAUAGCUGUUUUGGCCCUCGCCUGGGCUAACAUGGUAGUAAGCUACUCUUCGGAGUCCGAUGAUGAUGACAACGAACUCACCGAUGAAGACCUGUGCGACGAGGGACCACCCAUGGACGUCGAAACACACAAGAGCCUGAAAUGUUCAUGCACAACCAGCUAUAUAGUCACUUCCCCAGACCAGCACAGUUAUAACAGGCUCUUCAAAAAGAUCGACAAAUUGAAAGCAUGCCGUGACUGCUCCACAAUAAAACGAGCAUUCACCGAUGUUCUCCUCAUUGUCUCCGUUGAAACCACAGAAAAGUGUGCUAUAAAGUUAGCUAAGAAAGGUUAUCUUGUGGAAGAGAACUCGGUACAAGAAGUCGGCGCUGCUCUGCCUACCCUGCCCGUCAAGCUACUGGACCGAAUCGAUCAGGUAGAUCUUCCCCGUGAUGGAGCUUCUUAUGACAGAAAUGAUGCGACAGACGUGACUAUCUUCAUUCUUGAUACUGGAGUCCUGUUUACUCACGAUGAGUUUACCAACGGCCGCGUCAGCUUUUAUAACGAUACCGUUACACCAAACUCGCCCAUUAUGGUGGACGUCAAUGGACAUGGGACCCGCUGUGCGAGCGUAGCCGCCGGAGCCAACAUAGGAGUCGCUCAGGGCGCGACCGUAGAGAGCAUUCGGGUAGCUGGAUCCGAUGGCUUAGCCGCCGCUGAUGACGUCCUCGCAGGGCUUGACGACGUUCAACGGUGGUGGAACAACAACCCGGGUUCUAAGUGUGUCGUCUCCUACUCACUGAUUUCCACGUCCUUUAGUACGACACUCAACUAUGCUUUCGGGAACCUCAGCGCGAACACCGAUUGCGUGGUCGUCGUGGCAGCUGGAAACCAAGGUUCGGACAUCAGCAUGGCUAAUGCCUGUAACUACUCUCCGUCUGGAUCACCUGAUGUUAUCACGGUCGGAGGGUCGAGAAACCGUAUGAAUGGCGCGAGCGAUGAUCGUAUCGGAAUCUCCAAUUACGGUCCUUGUGUCGACAUCUACGCCCCAGCAAGAAAUAUCGACCUUGCUGCCCCUUCCGGAAGCAGUAAUUCCAACUACCUAAGAUCAUCCGGCACCUCCUUUGCAACCCCUGCGGUGGCAGGUGCUGCCGCCAUGAUUCUGUCCACCACUAGCUUGACACCUACUGGGAGUGAGACAAUGACCGAUCUCGUCCUGGACAUCCUUAUUGCGACAAGUGCCAAGGACAAGCUGACGAGUCUUCCAGCUAGCAACGCCGCGGUUUUACCCUCCUUUAACCGCCUUCUAAACGUUGUCAGCAAUACUUACUACGCAUAAACCCCCGGUGGGUGUAGUUGGUGAUGACAAUGUACCAUGGUGAUUGACAUUGUCAAUAUCAUCGUCUUUGUCAGUGACGUCGUCAUUGGAACCCUGGUAGAAGACAACCUAUAGUUUAAAUUGAUUUAUAGCUGAUUGAAAAAAUGAUGAAGUAAUAUAAGUGACGGUAUCAAACGUUUCUAUCUUUUAUUUAAAUGAAAAUUUCGUUUGAUGUUCUCGAUAUUAUUGGUGGUUAGUUUUCGUUUCUUGCUAGAACUGUUUUAACCUAAUCUUUCUUCUCAUGUCCACCUCAUGUCAUUAAGUUUAUCAUGAUAUCACAAAUACUUAUUUGAAAAAAAAUCUACUGCAGCAUAACCAUUUCUUUAUUCGGGGGGGGGGGGUCGGUGAGGCUUGGGCAAUUCUGUUAUUCACAGGAUCAUUUACAAGUAUCUUCAUUUCUAGAUUAGAGUAUGUAGUUUUUAGUAAUCCAUAUCUGUAACAACCACAAUAUAAACAUUCACUGGCAAUUCGAUUUUGGACCUUUGGCGUAUUUUCUUUUAGUGCUGUGCGCGUCUCGAAAAUAUACCACUUAGGGAAUAUAAGCUCUUUAUAUUCCCCACCCCAGGACUAUGUAUAUCAUGUUCACUGUUAGAUAACAAUGUAUUUUGUCCUAUCUCCAGUGGCAUAGGUUUUGCUCUACAUUCUGUCCCCUUUUCUUUACCAUGUAUUCUAAAUAUUGAAAAUUAAGCUAUGAAAUGAUGAUAAUAAACGAAUGAUAUUGUUAGUAAGCAUA
Messenger RNA from Strongylocentrotus purpuratus (purple sea urchin), 2215 nucleotides. Its product is annotated as extracellular serine proteinase. The coding region runs from base 1 to 1443 and encodes 480 amino acids. NCBI's taxonomy places the organism in Eukaryota, Metazoa, Echinodermata, Echinoidea, Camarodonta, Strongylocentrotidae. Gene Ontology annotation, molecular function: serine-type endopeptidase activity. Gene Ontology annotation, biological process: proteolysis. The transcript is spliced from 9 exons. The record is from RefSeq and is a predicted model, not a curated record.